AUGCCAGGGAUAGACCCUGAAAUAACAGUCCAUAGACUCAAUAUAAGCCCAGGGGCCAAGCCUGUUAAGCAAAGGAAGAGGCAGUUUGCGUCGAAAAGACAUGUGGUCAUUCAGGAAGAGGUUGGCGAACUGGUAAAAGCGAGGUUCAUAAGGGAAGUCCAAUACCCCGAUUGGCUCGCUAAUGUUGUCCUUGUGAAGAAGGCCAGUGGUAAAUGGAGGGUCUGCAUCGACUUCACCGAUCUCAAUAAGGCGUGCCCUAAAGACAGCUACCCGCCACCAGGAUUGACAAUCUUGUGGAUAGCACAUCCGGACAUAAGCUGGAAGAACAUCGAAGCCUAUGUUGACGACAUGGUUGUAAAGAGUAUAGAGCAGCACAUUUCUGACCUGGAGGAGGUGUUCGCCACUCUACGAAAAUAUUGGAUGAAACUCAACCUAAAAAAAUGUGUAUUCGGUGUAGCUUCGGGAAAAUUUUUGAGCUUCAUGAUCACCCAUCAGGAGAUAGAAGCCAACCCCGAUAAGAUCCAGGCUUUGGCAACAUUGGAAUCGCCCAGAACUAAGAAAAAAUGUGAAAAGGUUUUUUCGAAGCUCAAACAGACAUUGGCAUCUCCCCCAAUCCUCACUAAACCUGAGCCCGGAGAUACUUUGUUAUUAUACCUUGCCGUGUCUCAAAAUACAAUAAGCGGCAUCUUAGUAAAAGGGAUCAAUAGAGCCCAGCAACCCAUUUACUAUGUGAGUAAAGUCCUACUUGAUGCGGAAACCAGGUACACUUUGGCUGAUCAGCUGGCUUUUGCCCUAAUAGUGGCAGCACGAAAGCUUCGACAAUAUUUUCAGUCUCACCCGAUUGUUGUGCUCACCAAUCAGCCUCUGAAACACAUCCUUCAAAAGCCAGACGUCUCAGGCAAAUUACUAAAGUGGGCAAUUGAAAUUGGGGAGUUUGACAUAGAGUUCAAGCCCCGUCCGUCCAUCAAAGCCCAAGCUUUAGCGGACUUUAUCGCAAAACUCACCCCAAAGCCUCGGAGGCCAGAAGGUAGCUCUAGCACUACAACAGAUGUUUGGAAAAUUUUCGUGGAUGGAGCAUCAAACUCUUCGGGCUCGGGCGCAGAGGUCAUCAUAACGAGCCCGGACAUGCUCAUGGACAUUCAGUGUGCUUUCAAGUUUGAAUUCGAGGCAACCAACAAUGAGGCGGAGUAUGAGGCUGUCAUCAUAGCCACGGAACUUGUCAUAAAUCUCGAACUUGAAAACAUCAAAAUUUUUAGUGAUUUCCAGCUGGUGGUGGGGCAGAUUGAUGAAACGUUUGAGAAGAAAAACGAGAAAAUGAGCUUAUACUGCUUAAAAGUUCAUGAUCUCCGACGAAAAUUAAAGAGGUGUGAAAUUGUGAAGAUUACCCAGGCUGACAACUGCAAGGAAAAUGCCUUAUCAAGACUGGUAUUCAUGGGAAUAGAUGAACUUGAUAGAAUAGUACAUGUCAGAUUUGUGACUGAGCCUAGCAUCAAUACAACCGUUGGGGUCAUGGACAUUGAUCACGAGCUAUCAUGGAUGGACCCAAUUGUGGACCUCACAACAAAUGGCAAUCUUCUAGAAGACCCUCGGGCAUCAAGAAGUGUCCGGUCAAAAGCUCCAAGAUAUUGCAUUAUUAAUGGGGUCUUGUUUCGCAGAAGCCUCACACUUCCGUACAUUAGGUGCCUUAAGCAUUCGGAAUCCUCCCAAGCCCUAGAGGAAGUUCAUGAAGGAGUAUGCGGGAACCAUCAAGGAGCUCGGGCAUUAGCCUUCAAACUCAUAAGGUACGAGUAUUACUGGCCUACCAUGAAGAAAGAUGCCGUGGAAUAUGUGAAGGAAUGUGAUAAGUGCCAGAGGUUUGGCAACGUUAUCCGUUCUCCCGCAGAGGACCUCACCAACAUCAGUUGCUCAACCCUGUUUGAGCAAUGGGAAAUCGAUAUCCUCGGCCCGUUUCAAAUAACUAGAGGACAAUUGAAGUUUGUAGUUGUAGCAGUGGAGUACUUUACGAAGUGGGUUGAGGCCAAGACCUUGGUAACGAUCUCAGAGCCUAAGAUAAGAGCUUUUGUUUGGAAGUCCAUCAUAUGCAGGUUCAGGAUACCAAAGGUCCUCAUAAUUGAUAAUGGCCGGCAGUUUAACAAUAUACAAUUCAAGGAUUUCUGUUCCAACCUAGGGGUUGGCCACUGUCUGACUUCAGUUUCUCAUCCCCAAAAUAAUGGCCUAGCCAAGGAUUGCAACCGGGGAGACCCCCUUCAGGCAGCCUUAAGAAUAGCCUCUUACCAAGAUAGAAUAGCAAAGUAUUUCAAUAAAAGGGUAAGGCCGCGAAGAUUCAGAGCUGGAGAUUUGGUGUUGAGGAAGGCUGAAGCCGCUGGUCAUGCUCCGGGAAAACUCGGACCAGUUUGGGAAAGACCUUUUGAAGUCAUACGACAACUCCCAGGAGGUGCAUACAGUUUGAGGGACACUUCAGGAAGACCACUCCCGAGGUCAUGGAACGCCGAUAAAAGUAUAUUACAAGUAACCCCCUCCACCAUGUUUUAG
Olea europaea var. sylvestris is the source of this 2532-nucleotide messenger RNA. RefSeq lists its product as uncharacterized. Lineage: Eukaryota; Viridiplantae; Streptophyta; Magnoliopsida; Lamiales; Oleaceae. Gene Ontology annotation, molecular function: RNA-DNA hybrid ribonuclease activity; nucleic acid binding. The record is from RefSeq and is a predicted model, not a curated record. The coding region runs from base 1 to 2532 and encodes 843 amino acids. The transcript has 5 exons. Gene Ontology annotation, biological process: DNA integration.